Poecilia reticulata (guppy) is the source of this 3831-nucleotide messenger RNA. Its product is annotated as forkhead box protein O6-like. The record is from RefSeq and is a predicted model, not a curated record. NCBI's taxonomy places the organism in Eukaryota, Metazoa, Chordata, Actinopteri, Cyprinodontiformes, Poeciliidae. Gene Ontology annotation, cellular component: nucleus. Gene Ontology annotation, biological process: regulation of transcription by RNA polymerase II. Gene Ontology annotation, molecular function: DNA-binding transcription factor activity, RNA polymerase II-specific; RNA polymerase II cis-regulatory region sequence-specific DNA binding.
AGAGAGAGAGAGAGUCGGGGAUUUCGCUGUAAUCAUGUUCGAAGAGUAUUGAUUCCGUGAGCGCACUCCAAUUGGCAGCAUCUCUACUAUAUAGUACAGCGCCGGCGCGUCAUCCUCGGCUCACAUCGACGGGAGCGAGUUGUAAGCAAAUGAGAACAUGUGUGGCAUCUGAGAGAGAGAGAGAGAGAGAGUGAGAGAGGAAGGAGCAAAAAGGAGGUGUGAGAAAAGCCAAUUUUCUCGUCCCUGACAACUGGAUGCGAGAUUUGAUUGCCGGGCUAUUUUUUUCUCUUCUUUUUAUAUAUCUAUAUUAUUCUUUUUCUUCUCCCAUCCAAGGAAAUGAUCGAUUCGUCACAUGCGCACGCCUCUUCAUUAUAAUUGCAGACAGUUGGGGUGCUGUUCAGGCUGAAUGGACUUGAAUAUGUCGCUGCCAGCGUAAUCCGUGCAGACUGGAAGAUUUAAUAAUUCACGGUAAUCACGCAUUAUCGCCUCAGUGGAUGCUCUCUGCACAGCCCUGGUGAUUUUUUUUUUUAAAACCCCCUCCUCAUCUUCUUCUUUCCUGAUUCUUCACGUUGUCUUCUGGAGGAUUUAUCGACGGCUGCUUUUGCUUCCUUAUCUGAAAUAUCAUCUGUUGCUGCAACUGGAAUGAAAAGCCCCCGUGACUGGCUGAGGAACGCUGAAGACUUAGUGUAAUAGGAUGAAACGGAUUGAAUAAGACAUAUUUUUUUUCCAAUAAUAUAACACUCUAGUUAAAAUGGACAAGAAAUUGCUAUUAUUUUUAUUACUACUCUUAUCUCUACACACAAGGUUGUGAUUUUCUUUUCUUUUUUUUUAUUCACGAUGAUUGUCCUACUCCAGUGAAUUGGCUCUGAUUGAUUCUGACUGAGCUUAAUAGGCAUAUUACAAAGCAGAUUCCAACGUGAAGUGCUGCUAAGGACAGUUUCGUCCCUUCAUUUUGUUUUUUUUUUAUUUUAAUCUAUUUCCCUCUAAAGGGGAUAAAUGUUGAUGAUGGAGGACGACGAACUGGACGCUCAUCAGGUUGAUCCGGACUUCGAGCCGCAGAGCCGGCCUCGCUCGUGCACCUGGCCACUGCCAUGCCCGGAGGACUUCCCCGGCGGACAAGAGGUGAGCGGGGGUCUCCCGCUGGCCAGCAUCAAGGUGGAGCCGGAAGACGUGCCGGCGUGCAGAGCCGGGCUCGCGGGCGGCAAUCCGGCAGAGCUGAAGCACCCGACCGGCGCCCCGGCACCCACGGUCGCGACGCACCCGUGCUUGGCCGGCGCGGCGCUCGACGUGACCGGGUCCUUGCGCAAAGCCAAGUCCUCUCGUCGGAACGCGUGGGGGAACCAGUCCUACGCGGAUCUCAUUACCCGCGCCAUUGAGAGCACCCCGGAGAAGAGGCUCACGCUGUCACAGAUCUACGACUGGAUGGUCCGUUAUGUGCCCUAUUUCAAGGAUAAGGGCGACAGCAACAGUUCGGCUGGCUGGAAGAACUCCAUUCGACAUAACCUUUCCCUCCACACUCGAUUCAUCCGGGUGCAAAAUGAAGGAACAGGGAAGAGUUCCUGGUGGAUGCUAAACCCAGACGGAGGAAAAAUGGGAAAAGCCCCAAGGCGACGGGCGGUCUCCAUGGACAAUAGCACUAAAUACUUAAAAAGCAAAGGCAGGAUCAGAGGCAAGAGAGUAGGCCGUCCUGGGAUUGGAGCAGGAUCUGCUGUAGGGGGCCUUCAAAGCUCCCCAGACCAUGGUAGUCCAUCACGGAAAGCCCUCCCAGGCCCAGGAGUUGCUUCUGGGACAGAUGGAGAGUUUGACGCUUGGACUGACCUCCAUUCUAGGGCUAGUUCAUCAGCUUCCACCUUAAGUGGACGUCUCUCACCUAUCCUAGCAGAGGGAGAACCAGAGGAACCAGAAGAAGGUGGUCUAUCCUGUUCUGCCUCCCCUCACCUUUAUCCAUCACCAACCAGUGCCCGCUCGCCAUCAAUGGGGGCAGGAAAUCACUGUCCUCCACUUGAACAGCUGCCUCAACUGGCUAACCUAGCAGGUGCCAUAAGUUUAGAUGAGCAGAUGAUGGAGGAGAGUUAUCAUCAUCAUUGUCCACAGCAACAUCAACAACAUCCUGUUGUUGGCCGAAAUAAGCACCAAACUCCUGUGUAUCAUUACAACUCUGGAAUGAAGGGGCAGGUCUCCUAUGGUGGAGGAGUCUACAACACAACAGGGAUGGGUAUUCUUCGUCACCACUCACCAAUGCAGACCAUUCAGGAGAACAAGGCUACCAGUUUUUCUGGAACCAUGCGGGCAUACUCGAGUACAAAUGCACUGCAGAGUUUACUGACAGGAGGUUCUGCUGUGCAACAGUACGGUUCUAAAGACCUGAUGCUGGGACAGGAGAGGGAAGGCCAUCCUAUGUUAGGUCAAGCGAGUAAUGGAGUAGGACCCAACCACCACAGCCACCAUCCUGUGCACCACAAUGGAAUUCAUAACCAUAAUAGAACUCACAGCCACACCACUGGUCAUAAUCACAACAGUGUAAGCAACCACAACCCACCUCACAGCCUUGCUCACAAUGGUCACAAUCUCAGCCGGAGCCACACCCACACACCGCCACGAGCGGCGGCUCUGACCCCGUGUGGAAACAGCAAUCAGCUACAGACUUACAAUCACAAAGCUCCCUACUUGUACAGUCCCCCAUCCCAUGCUCACCUUCCUGCUUCUACAACCCUCCCCCCUAACCCAGCGGGAAUGCUUGGCAUGCCUCAGGAUUCCUGUCACGUGGCUUCCACCCCACACCCCCGUCACAGUCAUUACCCAGACUCACAACACCAGGGCUUGGCUAACGGACCCUACCAUCAUGGCCAGGGAAUGGGUAACGGCAGUGUUGGUAGUAGCUACCAUGGCUAUCACCAGCCUUACCCUCAUGACAGAUUACCAGCUGACUUAGACAUUGACAUGUUUCAUGGUAGCUUGGACUGUGAUGUGGAGUCCAUCCUCCUACAUGACAUUAUGGACUCAGGGGAGGAGAUGGAUUUUAACUUUGACUGCUCCCUUGCUCAGGGGGUUGGGAUUGGAAUGGGAAUGGGAAUGGGUGUGACUAUGGGCAUGGGAAUGGGGAUGAGUGGUCUGGCCGGUCCACAGCAGGCCCACAGCAACCAGAGCUGGGUACCUGGCUGAACUGAAAAACAAAACCAGGACUGCGAUCCAACUUUUGAAGCACUGUGCCCUACCAUGACAUUCCUGGCUGUGAACAAAGCCUAUAGGACCAAGCAACCCCACCCUAUCUUUUUUUGUUGUCUUACUCUAUCACCCCUACUCUGUUUAAUCCCCUUCUUACUGAGAGAUCUACUUCAUGUCAGAUUAAUUUUUUUUUUCUUGAAUCAGCUGUACUGUGAUGACAAUCUCUCAGCUGUGCUUGCCCGGCAUCGCUUCUCAUUUACCAUGAGAACUGAACUCUGAAUGCACUUUAUUGCAAGUGGGUCACAUCUCACGGUGCAAUGCCUUCACAGAGCAGCUCAGGCAGAGCUUGGCUUGUUUUCUAAGGUGCAUGCAACAUUUGACAGGAACAAGCAAGGAACACAACUAAUGAAAGCGUCAGAAGUAGGAACUAAAAAGCUGGAUUUUUUUCUGGUGCGGCAGAGACUAAUUUACAAAUUUCUACUAAUGUUGAUUGGAUGCUUGAUUACAGUGAUUCUGUAUUGGGGUGCAAAAUGUACUUCUCUAAACUUUCAUAAUUUCUUACCAUAUUUAAAAGAUGAGUUCUGACAGUGAUUAAUUUGACUUUUUUUUAAUUAUGGUUAAAAUUUAUUUCAAAUAAAAUUAUUACACAUGCAAAUUCAGAAAUUC